AUGUCCUCGCCCGCCGCCGUUAAUGCCGACUCGGAGCGCGAGCCGCUGCUUCCCAACGCCGCUAAUCAAGAAAAUGCCGAGGAGCCUGUCGCCCAGCGGCGACCCUUUUGGAGGAGAAAGGAGACCUACCUGAAAGGCUGUGGUGCUCUGUUUCUCAUCGAUCUUUGUGUAUCGGGGCUUCUUGCGCUCUUCCUCCUGCUUCGCCGCUACCAUCCUGACGUCGUGUUUCGCUACCCCAACGAGACCAUCGCCUGGAAGCCUUGUGGCAAUGUUGAAGGUAAACCGCUUGAGUGCGGCACCAUCGAUGUGCCUAUGGACCACUUCAACGCCUCGCGCUCAGGGAACAACACCUUUAAUAUUCCUGUGAUCCGCCUAAGGGGCAACGCCGAUGCGACGCACAACAUCCUGUUGAAUCCCGGAGGACCAGGCGGCAGCGGCGUCAAUUUCUUGAAGACCAGGGGCGUGGGACUGCAAAAGGCUGUUGGCCAUGACUUUCACUUCAUUGGCUUCGAUCCGCGCGGCGUUGGCGCGUCAAGCCCCCCAGCAGUGUGCUUUAGUGAUGCCAAAAUGCGGCGCACGCACCAAAUCCACUACGAUGGCGACGCGGAGCACGACAUUGAGCGCUACGACGAAGUUGGCAACUUUGCGCAAGCGUGCGCUGGCCACAUGGGCGAAUACGCGGCGCACGUCAACACCCCGCAGACGGCCGCUGAUAUGAAUGACAUUCUCGACGCUCUUGGCCAAGACGGUCUUUACUAUCUUGGCUACAGCUAUGGCACUGCGCUCGGCGCGACCUACGCCACCAUGUUCCCAGAGAGAGCUGAGCGCGUUGUAAUUGACGGAGUCCUGGAUAGCUUUGCAUACUACGGCAACCUGACACUUGAAAGCAGCUGCGAGGAUACCGACAAUGCUUUCUCCGGCUUCUUUGACGAAUGCGUCAAAGCUGGUAGCGCCUGCAAGCUAUCCAGCUUGGGGCAAACUGGCCGCGAUAUCCAGCGCAACGUGACAAGCUUUUUGAAUCACUUACAAGAUGACGGCCCCAUGCCCGUUUACAUCAACAGCACCAUGUUUGGAACUAUUUCUUACAACUCUCUCAUCACUGGCAUCUUCUUGGCCAUGUACAAGUCUCAAUCCUGGUACCCGCUUGCCGAUAACCUCGCCCAACUGCUCUCUGGCAACGCGACUGGCGCUUUUCUGGCAUAUCCUGACGAAGAUCCCAUCGCGGAUGGUAGCAAUGCCAUGAUCGAGCAAGGCACAUUUGUCAUGAACAAUGACCGCCCAUCUGGCCAUCCUGCAUGGCCCGAGGACCGGUACGACGUGCUGAAGAUUGCGGCGCCGGAGGCGGAAUUAUGCGCGCCUUGGGUUACAAGCACAGUGAGCGGCGCGAUGAUGUCCGCGCAGUGGAAAGUCCCCAAGGCGCACCGCUUCGCUCCUCGGCGCGACGUUCAGACGCGCCACCCUAUGCUAGUCAUGUCGUCCACAUACGAUCCAAUUUGCCCCCUGUCUGCGGCCAAGAGGGCCCGCGACAGCUUCCCCGAGGCCAAGCUCAUCGAGGUUCUGGGAAUUGGACACUGCGCCUUGUCUUCGCCGUCAAUGUGUGCGGCUCGCCUGCUCCACGCGUACAUGGUAAAUGGAACGAUGCCGGAGGAGGGCCAUACCAAGUGCAGUCGGGAUGACGUGCCGUAUUUCGUCGACCCAGAAGAAAAAAAAGACGAAGAGGAUGGCCCCAAGGCAGACGCAGGCAGUGCGGUCUUUGUUGAUGAAGAUGCGGAUCUCAUGGCGGCUUUGCGCGACUUGUCGGGUGCCAUCCCAGUGCCAAGCUUCGUAGGGAAGCGGUAUUGA
Molecule: messenger RNA, 1842 nt
Organism: Akanthomyces muscarius
Lineage: Eukaryota; Fungi; Ascomycota; Sordariomycetes; Hypocreales; Cordycipitaceae
Exons: 1
Coding region: 1-1842 (613 amino acids)
Source: RefSeq, a predicted model, not a curated record